Molecule: messenger RNA, 1581 nt
Organism: Colletotrichum godetiae
Lineage: Eukaryota; Fungi; Ascomycota; Sordariomycetes; Glomerellales; Glomerellaceae
Product: major facilitator superfamily transporter
Exons: 2
Coding region: 1-1581 (526 amino acids)
Biological process (GO): transmembrane transport
Cellular component (GO): membrane
Molecular function (GO): transmembrane transporter activity
Source: RefSeq, a predicted model, not a curated record
AUGGGUGAAGCCACAUCAGUGACUUUGUCGGCACCCCGGCCAGAAGCCGAGGAAUCCAUCAACUAUGGGCCCCCACAAGAAGGCAUCUUUAAACACAUUUCAAAGUUCAUUCCGUACUUCCGCAACCCUAGCAAUGUCCUAGUCUUCAAGCUAGAUGUCAUGUUGCUUGCAUGGAUGUUCCUGGCAGGCAUCAUGAAGGAGAUGGACCAGUCUGCCACAACCCAAGCCUACGUCUCGGGGAUGAGAGAGUCCUUGAGCCUAUACGGUAAUGAGCUUGUUGAAUUCAAUACCUUUUUCUCUAUUGGAUAUGCACUGGGCUUGGUACCUGGGCAGUUGAUUCAGACGAGGUUCCGGCCGUCAAUGUUUCUCCCAUUCUGUGAGAUGAGUUGGGGACUACUGGUGCUCUUCACAUACAAAGCCCCUAAUGCGCAAACCAUCUUUGGACUCCGAUUCUUCCUCGGCCUCUUUUCAUCCGCAUUCUGGCCUAGCGUCGUCGCCCUCAUCUUCAACUGGUAUACUCCUGCCGAGCUCGCCGUCCGAGUUGCUUGCUUCACAGUCUGCGAUGUCGCCGGCGCGAUGUUCCUCGGAGCUCUCCAAGCUGCCCUAUUCCGGGACAUGAACGGCGUUCACGGUCUCGCUGGCUGGCAAUGGCUCUUCAUUAUCGCCGGUUCCGUCACAGUUGGCCAGGGUCUCAUUGCCUUCGUCACCGUGCCAGACUCGCCAGCGAAUACACGCGCCAUCUAUCUCACCGAGAAUGAGAAGCGCCUGGCUCGCGAAAGGAUGGGUAACUCCGGCGUCAACACAUCCAAGCGCAUUCCGGCAUCGGUGCUCCGCCAAAAGCUGCGAAAGCUCAUUGUUCACCCGGUCACGUAUUUCUAUCUCUUCUCAUUUGCCUUUGGGGCUUGGGCUCAUCGGGCGAAUUCGUAUUUUGUGUUGUACCUCGAAAGCAUCAAGGACUCAGCUGGCAACCGCGUUUACGAUACGUAUCAAGUCAAUAUCCUGCCCCUUGGCGGGUACGCCUUGCAGAUUGUCACUAAUAUUGGUCUCAACUGGCUUUCCGACUGGAAGCGUUGGCGUUGGCAGAUAAGCGUCUUCUCUGCCGCCGCUCACGGCAUCUGUCUAGCCGUUCUGUGCGGGUGGCCAUCUGAUCAUAAAGUCAUUCUCGCCUUUUACUUUCUCACGUAUGGCACCAACGCUGGUAGCCCGUCACUCAUGGCAUGGAUGGCCGAGAUUCUACGCAAAGAGCCCGAGGCUCGAUCAAUCAUCGUGGCAUUGACUGUCACCGUUGUCUACGUUGGCCACGCGACUAUACCUCUUGGGGCGUUCCGUGUUGCAGACGCUCCGAGGCAUCCCAUCGGUUUCCCUCUGACAACUGCGUUCACUGUAGCAACAAUCUUGGUUCAGCUGGGUAUGUUAUGGUGGGAUAGGCGGCAUCCGGAGAUGGCCGAGUACGGAUACGGGCCUGCCAUGAAUGCCCAGGGUUUGUCAGAUGAGGAGAACGCUAAAAUUGCCGAAUCGGAGGCUCAGGUGAGUGGAUUGAACGACAAGUCGGCCCAGAUCUCGGGGACGAAGGAGAUGUAA